Chara braunii is the source of this 770-nucleotide messenger RNA. The record is from the annotation of a GenBank genome assembly. Lineage: Eukaryota; Viridiplantae; Streptophyta; Charophyceae; Charales; Characeae.
GUGCUUUUUUCGAUAAUUUAUAUUUUGUUUUUUUUGUAAUUGCAUUUCCCACUUUCUUGUCGUUUUCCUUUUCAGGGGAACUUAAAAGAAUGAUUGUCAUGGGAGAAUUUUACGAAGAAGUAGAUCAUGUGGAGUACCAAGCUGUGGCCCCAGGUGGCCGAACGAGAGCGAUCAGCAUGGAGGAAGGCCGUAAGUGGGAGGGGAUCGAUUUGUCCGGCGACAAUGCGCCAAACUGGAGGAACCUUUUGAGUGAACCUGACCAAGAUUUGCGGCUGCGCAGAAAGUCCGGCACAUUUAAGGGGCCUGUCUGGAGCGAGAAUAAGGACGAACGUCCCGAUCUCUAGCGUGGCCAUUGCUUCAGCUAAGAACUGGCUGACAGGCAUAGAAGACACAACCAGGGAAUCGUCGACUUCCUCAUGUCUGACAUAUAUUCGUUGCCUUUUUUUUUUUUUUUUUUUGGGUAACACCGUGCACUUCUUUUACCCGUUGCAACCUUUUUUUAAAGUUUUUUUUUUGCCUUCUUUUGCCAAUCUUUCGCUACAUUUUUUUCAUUCUGUCAUUUGUUUUGCUUUGGAGAUAGGGUAGAGACAAGCUAUCGUCUUCCCCCCCCACCCCCGGAAAUGCAUCGCAUCCUCAUUAUGAAUGUACACAAGGAGGAUUUAGAGUCCGAUACAGUUAAGAUGGGGGUGCAUUUUGUAUGGGGGAAGAUGGCACGUAGUACCCAAAUGUGUGUAAUACUGUAUAUCCAUAAAUGAACAGAAAUUUUAACU